Molecule: messenger RNA, 759 nt
Organism: Aspergillus pseudotamarii
Lineage: Eukaryota; Fungi; Ascomycota; Eurotiomycetes; Eurotiales; Aspergillaceae
Exons: 1
Coding region: 1-759 (252 amino acids)
Source: RefSeq, a predicted model, not a curated record
AUGCCUGCAUCGCCGAAACGUAUCGUCCUAGAGAAAUCGCGAACCGUCCGCCGUCGAUACCAACGCAGCAAUAAACGCCUAAAGUUCACGGCGUCUCAGAUCGCGCGAAUAGAACGGGAUGAAGAACGGGAGCGCAAAGCCCAGAAGCUUCGGGAAAAGGAGAAGAAGCGCAUAGCCAACAAGAAAAAGAAGGCCGAGAAAGAAUUGAAGGCUCGCGAAGAACGACGACGACUCGGUAUACCCGAUCCUAAUGCACCCACCGUUCCGUCGAGCCAACCGUCGUUAUUUAACUUUCUUAAGAAGGGUCCUCAAGCCCCUGCGGAGCAAGAGACAACAUGUGAAGAUACGGAGCCAGAUAUUAUAAGCACGGAAGUGGAUACUAGUGAGGACUCGAACUCGGAGAAUGACGAACCCGACGACAAUGAAGCUGUCAGUCUAGAAAUUAGUAUCGGUGAAGCUACGGAGCUCGAAGAGGUCAAUUGUGGAGAGAGAGAUGACGACGAGUUUUCCGACUGCUCUAUCUUCUACGACGAAGACGUCAUCAAGGAAGCUGAAACUGUCGCGGUCUCACAGGGCACUAUCCAGGCAGAGCCAGAGAAAAAGGCGCACAAAGAUCAAGUAGCCCCACCAGUCCCGAUUAGCCUACCAGCAGGGGAGUCCUUCCGAGAUGAUACAGCUAUCUUGCUGGAAGAAUUCGCUGAUGAAUUCGAUACCGACGAGGAAUUCGAACAGGAAUUGCUCCGGCUUGAUACAGGAUGA